ACAAAGAAGGCAGAGUGGUUAACUGUUCAAUACAAUGGAAUUGAUGGGCAUUUUGGAACCAGGUGAUGCACCUAAAGAACUGAUGUGGUAUGCUUUUGUACCUGGUGGAACUGCUCCAAGUCCACGAGUUGGUCAGACAUGUAUGUAUUUACCUGCUUAUCAAGAAGGUGGGAAAGGAAGAAUAGUUAUUAUUGGUGGAGCUGAUCCUGGAUGCUGCUUCUCUGAUGCUCACAUCAUAAAUCUAGAUACUUAUGAAUGGGAUAUCCCGAACUGGGAGGGUAUGUUGCCACGUUAUGAACAUGCUAGCUUUAUCUCGACUGGAAAACCAGGGAGCAUUUGGGUGUUUGGAGGAGCUGAACAGGCAGAAAAUCAAAAUAAUGUUCAAGUAUUAAACCCAGGUAGUCAUUCUUGGAAAAGCCCAAAGGUGCAAGGCUGUAUUCCUUCACCUCGGACCUUCCAUACAACAUCUGCUUCAAUUGGAGACAAACUCUUUGUUUUUGGAGGAGGGGAGAAAGGUGCAGAACCUGUUGCUGAUAAAAACCUCUAUGUGUUUGAUGCUGCUAACCUGACAUGGACAUUACUUGACACAUCUGGUGCUCCACCAAAGCCACGUCAUGGUCACACCAUGGUUGCUGUCGGAAACAAAUUGUUUGUUCAUGGCGGGAUGGCAGGCAGAUCCUUUUAUAGGGACUUGUUUUGCUUUGACACAGAUACAAUGAUGUGGGAAGAAGUUCAGGUAAAGGGAGAUGUACCUCAUCCCUGUGCUGCUCACUCUGCACUAUCCUGGGAAAAAUGUAUUUACAUCUUUGGUGGAAUGACUGAAACUGGAGCUGUAAGUACUAUGCAUCGAUAUGACACAGGAAACCAUACCUGGACACAGAUCAGAUUUGAUUCUCCAAGUCCUGCAGCACGACUAGAUCAUUCAAUGUGUCUCCUUCCAUGGAAAAUAGGGAUGGAACUCUCAAAACCGGACAGCGAACUAGAUAAUGUUACAGAGAAGAGAGAGAAUGAUCCUUGCGCUCCAAAUACCGAUAAUGAGUCAGAGAAAUUUGGUCAAGUAACCCUUUGCCUAAUCUUUGGUGGCAUGGAUACCAACGGAGAACUGUACAAUGACUGCAGUGUAAUUGCGCUUACAAAAUAA
Molecule: messenger RNA, 1141 nt
Organism: Nanorana parkeri
Lineage: Eukaryota; Metazoa; Chordata; Amphibia; Anura; Dicroglossidae
Gene: RABEPK
Product: Rab9 effector protein with kelch motifs
Exons: 8
Coding region: 35-1141 (368 amino acids)
Molecular function (GO): protein binding
Source: RefSeq, a predicted model, not a curated record